Symbiodinium natans is the source of this 558-nucleotide messenger RNA. Lineage: Eukaryota; Dinophyceae; Suessiales; Symbiodiniaceae. The record is from the annotation of a GenBank genome assembly.
AUGACCACUCGGUUCAAGAAGAGCCGCAAGAUGCACGCUCACCGCAAGAGGGGCCACGGCCGCAUCGGCAAGCACCGCAAGCAUCCGGGUGGUUGCGGAAACUCGGGUGGCCAGCACCAUCACCGAAUCAACUUUGACAAGUACCAUCCUGGGUACUUCGGAAAGGUGGGUAUGCGCAAUUUCCACCUCAUCAAGCAUGGCAAGGUCAUUCCGACCAUCAACGUCGAGCGACUGUGGUCGCUGGUUUCAGAGCAGACGAGGUUAUUCUACAAGGACAAGACUGACAAGGCCCCCGUCAUCGACGUCAUGAAGGCCGGGUACAUGAAGGUGCUGGGCAAGGGCCAGCUUCCCGAGCAGCCGAUGAUUGUGAAGGCGCGCUACUUCACCAAGGAGGCCGAGGAGAAGAUUAAAGCUGCUGGUCGCUUGCCUGCAGCUGAGCAAGCGAUUAUGUUAGACAGGCCCGACAUGAACAUCAGGGAAAACAGAUUUUUAGAGAUCUUGAAGCUGCGCAUGCUGCCUUUGCAGGCGGUGUUUGCGUGCUGUGCGCCUGACAUGUGA